Scedosporium apiospermum is the source of this 564-nucleotide messenger RNA. RefSeq lists its product as uncharacterized. Bases 1 to 564 code for a protein of 187 amino acids. The record is from RefSeq and is a predicted model, not a curated record. The transcript has 3 exons. NCBI's taxonomy places the organism in Eukaryota, Fungi, Ascomycota, Sordariomycetes, Microascales, Microascaceae.
AUGGCUCCCACAGUAAAGUAUACUUAUCCCUCGCCGCUGGCAGGUUUUGAGAAUGCUCCCCCGCUGUCGGAGGAGAAGAACGAAGACGGCAAGAGUCUAGUCAAUCCGGCACGUGAGGGCCGCAGCAUAGCAUACGAGCGCUUCAUUGACCCUUUGGACCAGGGUCGCCGCGGUGGUUUCGACAUUCACAUAUAUUAUUUCCAAAAUGACAAGGAGCAGGCCAAGUACGCAUUUGAACUGUGGGAGCGGAUCAGGCGAGAGUUUCCCGAGCUGAGAAUCUACCGAUUCUGGGACAAACCAGUCGGACCUCACCCCGUGGCUAUGUUCGAGGUGAACGUGUUUACGCCAGCCCAGUUCGGAGCGUUCGUCUCUUGGUUAGCCGUUUGGCGCGGCCCGCUUUCCGCUCUUAUCCACCCGAAUAUGCUGCCAGGUGAGGGCGAGUCUGAGAACGAGGCUGCACUGAGGGACCACUCCGAGAGGGCCAUUUGGAUGGGAGAGAGGUUUCCGCUUAAUUAUGGCCUGUUUCAGACUGCCAUUGAGAAUGAGAGGAAGUCUCAGCAGUGA